AAAGGAAGUUUCUCUCCAGUUCUCUGUCUCACAGGCUUGAUUAACAAACUGUAUUUCUCAACAGUCAUGAUGCAGCUUUAUAGAGCUCUGAUCCUGUUUAUGACUCUCUCUACAGUAUGUGGAUUAAGGUGCUACACAUGCACAGUCGCCGACCCUAAAUCCUGCAUAGACACCAAAUCUUGUUCUGUCAUCUUCAACCGUUGUUUCUCUCUCAAAAUAGACGGUUACAACAUGGUUACCAAGGGCUGCCAAACCAGUCUAGCAUGUGUAGGUGCCGUGGAUUGCUGUGAAGGGGACUUGUGUAACAGUGCCGUGCCAACUGGUCCCAGUGUCAUCCUCCUGCUGGUAUCCUCAGCCAUCAUCACACUCUUUCUCUGAGGCUCUGGAACAGCUACGGCUGAGAAUAUUAUGUUAUUUCUAUGCUGCACUUUUUCUGACUGAAUUUGUACAACUUUAAGAAUAAAAAAUU
Messenger RNA from Seriola dumerili (greater amberjack), 469 nucleotides. Its product is annotated as lymphocyte antigen 6G-like. The record is from RefSeq and is a predicted model, not a curated record. The transcript has 3 exons. Lineage: Eukaryota; Metazoa; Chordata; Actinopteri; Carangiformes; Carangidae. The coding region runs from base 67 to 378 and encodes 103 amino acids.